ACGGGCAACGGCCGAGGCGGCGGAGCGGCGGCGGAGGAGCGGUGGUGCCGGCGGCUUCCGCGUUGGCGGGCGGGGCGGCGGCGUUGGGAGGGCGCUCGGUGGAUGGGGCGCCGCGGCUCGGCGGCGGUUCCGGCAUCCGUCAGGCGGCGGCGGGCGGCCGGGGAGCGGGGGAUGAGCCUGUGAGGCGGAGGAGCGCGGGUGGGGCGAGCCCGGCCGGAGCGGAGCGAUGUCCCAGCCCCGGCAGCAGCCGCCACCGCCGCCGUCUCCUCAGCAGCAGCCGCAGCCGCCGCCUCCGGCCGCCGCCAAGAAGCGGGAGCGGCGCAUCUUCUCGGGCACCUGCCCCGACCCCAAAUGCCAGGCGCGGCUGUUCUUCCCGGCCCACGGGCCGCAGGGCGCCGGCAGCAUCGAGUGCACGGACUGCGGGCAGCGGCACGAGCAGCGGCAGCUGCUGGCGGUGGAGGAGGUGACGGACCCCGACCUGGUGCUGCACAACCUGCUGCGGAACGCGCUGCUGGGCGUCAGCGGCGCCGGGCCGCCCCGCAGGAACACCGAGCUCGUCAAGGUGCUGGGCCUCUCCAACUACCACUGCAAGCUGCUGGCCCCCAUCCUGGCCCGCUACGGCAUGGACAAGCAGACGGGCAAGGCCAAGCUGCUCAGGGAGAUGAACCAGGGAGACAUCUUCGACUGCUCCCUGCUGGGGGACCGCGCCUUCCUCAUCGAGCCGGAGCACGUCGAGACCGUCGGCUACGGCAAGGACCGCUCUGGCAGCCUCAUCUACCUGCAUGACACCCUGGAGGACAUCAAGAAGGCCAACAACAGCCAGGAGUGCCUCAUUCCCGUCCACGUGGAUGGAGACGGUCACUGUUUGGUCCACGCGGUCUCGCGGGCGCUGGUGGGCAGGGAACUGUUCUGGCACGCUUUGCGAGAGAACCUGAAGAAGCAUUUUGAGGAGAACCUGAGCCACUACAAGGCGCUCUUCCACGAUUUCAUCGACGUGGCCGAGUGGGAGGACAUCAUAAACGAGUGCGACCCGUUGUUUGUUCCUCCGGAAGGUGUGCCCAUGGGCCUUAGGAAUAUUCACAUCUUUGGCCUGGCCAAUGUGCUUCACCGCCCUAUCAUCCUGUUAGACUCGCUGAGUGGAAUGCGAAGCUCCGGAGACUAUUCAGCAACAUUCCUCCCUGGUCUGGUACCCCUAGAAAAAUGUAUGGGAAAAGAUGGCAUGUUGAACAAGCCCAUCUGCAUUGCCUGGAGUAGUUCGGGACGUAACCAUUAUAUUCCUCUGGUUGGAAUAAAAGGUGCUGCUUUACCUAAACUGCCUAGGAAGCUCCUGCCUAAGGCCUGGGGGGUUCCACAAGACCUCAUCAAAAAGUACAUCAAGUUAGAGGAGGAUGGUGGUUGUGUUAUCGGAGGAGACAGAAGCUUGCAAGAUAAGUACUUGAUGAGGCUGGUUGCUGCAAUGGAGGAGGUUUUCAUGAGCAAACACGGUAUUCACCCCAGUCUUGUAGCUGAUGUGCAUCAGUAUUUCUACAGAAGGACUGGGGUAAUAGGAGUCCAGCCCGAAGAAGUCACGGCAGCUGCCAAAAAAGCAGUGAUGGACAACCGCCUUCACAGGUGCCUGAUGUGUGGAGCCCUUUCAGAGCAUCACGUGCCUCCAGAGUGGUUGGCUCCAGGGGGGAAACUGUAUAAUCUGGCAAAAAAUACCCACGGUCAGCUACGGCCUGACAAAAAUUACAGCUUUCCCCUGAACAAUUUGGUGUGUUCUUACAGCCCUGCAAAGGAUGUGCUGGUACCAGACUACAGCCUGAGUAGUUUGACUACGUGUAACUGGUGUCACAGUAACUUAGUGCGUCGUGUCCGAGAAGACGGCUCUGUUUUGUAUUUGGAUGGAGACAGAACUAACACUAGGUCUACAGGUGGCAAGUGUGGCUGUGGAUUCAAGCACUACUGGGAAGGUAAAGAGUACGAUAACCUCCCUGAAGCAUUUCCCAUUACUCUGGAGUGGAGUGGAAGAGUGGUGAGAGAGACAGUCUAUUGGUUUCAGUACGAAAGCGACACCUCUCUGAACAGCAACGUGUACGAUGUCGCCAUGAAGCUCGUCACCAAGCACUUCCCUGGUGAGUUUGGUAGUGAGAUUCUUGUUCAGAAGGUCGUCAACACGAUACUGCAUCAAACUGCCAAAAAGAACCCCGAUGAUUAUACCCCUGUAAAUAUCGAUGGUGCUCACGCCCAAAGAGCUGGGGAGGUACAGCAAGGACAAGAGUUAGAGUCGCAACUUCCAACCAAAAUUAUUCUGACCGGACAGAAGACAAAAACUUUGCACAAGGAGGAGUUAAAUAUGAGCAAAACUGAAAGAACUAUUCAGCAGAACAUUGCAGACCAGGCCUCUGUGAUGCAGAAACGGAAAAGUGACAAAAUAAAACAAGAGCACAAAGGGCAACCGAGGGCUGUGUCUCCGGGGGCUGUUCGUGAGGGGCCAUCAUCUGCACCUGCUACACCAACCAAAACCCCGUAUUCACCAACAUCAAAAGAAAAGAAAAUCCGGAUAACAACAAAUGACGGGAGGCAGUCCAUGCUUACCCUGAAGUGCACUACCACUUUCUUGGAACUACAGGAAAGCAUAGCUAGAGAGUUUAAUAUUCCUCCGUAUUUACAAUGUAUUCGCUACGGCUUUCCUCCUAAAGAGCUCUUGCCUCCCAAAGAAGGCAUGGAAAAGGAACCCGUGCCUUUGCAGCACGGUGACAGAAUUGCCAUAGAAAUCCUGAAAGGUAAGGAGGAGAGCAGCCCGCCCGCUGCAGCCCACGCAGCCCACGCCGUGAAACUCGACGAUGUGGCAGUGACCAGUAAAAUCGCAUCGAGGGAGCUGCAGGAGCAGGUUGAUAAGGAGAUGUACUCUCUGUGUCUUCUAGCGACGCUGAUGGGAGAAGACGUCUGGACUUAUGCAAAGGGGCUCCCUCAGUUGUUUCAGCAGGGUGGAGUAUUCUACAGCAUAAUGAAGAAAACCACAGGUUUGGUUGAUGGCAAACACUGUACUUUUCCACAUUUGCCUGGUAAAAACUUUGUGUACAACGCAGCAGAAGAUCGAUUAGAGCUGUGUGUGGAUGCUGCUGGGCACUUUCCUAUUGGUCCUGAUGUCGAAGACUUGGUUAAAGAGGCCUUAAGUCAAGUGCGAGCAGAAGCUACUUCACGGAGCAGAGAAUCAAGUCCAUCUCACGGAAUGCUGAAGCUGGGUAGUGGUGGAGUAGUGAAAAAGAAAUCUGAACAGCUACAUAACAUAACUGCAUUUCAAGGAAAGGGCCAUUCGCUAGGAACUGCAUCUGGUAGUCAACAACAUGAUCAAAGAGCCAGGGAAGCACCACUUUUAAGAAAGCAUAGUACAGAAACAGACUUCAGUCCUGCUAAAAUUGAGCCUUCUGUAUUCCCAGCUGCUUCUGGUAAGAGUGAGCUGAUCCGAAUAGCUCCUGGAGUUGUGACAAUGAGAGACAGCAGGCAGCUCGACCCUACUUUGAUUGAGACACAGAGAAAAAAGUUGCAGGAGAUGAUCUCUUCUAUUCAGGCUUCAAUGGAUAGACAUUUGCGGGAUCAGAAUACAGAGCAGUCAGCAUCAGUUGAUGUAUCUCAAAGAAAAGUAGAGGCAGCGAGUUCAACUGCUAAAACUGGGAGCUUUCAGGCUGGCUUGCCUGAAUCGUUUUCUGCACCGGGUGGUACUGAACACUUGAAUACCGAGUCAGCUGGUGAUAACAUGGUGAAUUCUGUGGGAGCAACUUUCCCUGCAAGGUCUAAAGCACAAAAGGGAAAUUCUGUUGAGGAGCUUGAGGAGAUGGAUAGCCAAGAUGCAGGAAUUGCUAAUGUAACUGAGCCAAUGGAUCACUCUUGAUAGGUUAAAAUCUAAUAAGGCUAGAAGAAAUUACUGUUCAAAUGUAAUGUUUAUUGGCUGGGCCACACAAAGUGAUUAGUUAUUAAAUCUUGUAUGUAUGUCAAAAAAUUAUAUCAUCUUAUUCAGUGCAUGAUAAGCAAGUGUGUGAUUGGCAAUAGCUUUUAAUAUUACCAUACUGCUACCCAGGCUGGCUCUGUUACCUGUAAAUUAGUUAUUAGGAAAUGCACUGAGAUGAAUAUCUGCUGUAAUGUGGGCUAUUGAAAGUUCUUUGUGAUUUUUAAUUCCAAGUCAGUCUUAAAUUUUAAGCCCAUGCGAGAUUCUUGCCGUGCUAGUUGAGGCUACUGGAAAGGCUAAACCAGGCAAAACUAGGAACUUGACAAGGUUAAUCCUGUCCCAGGUACUCAGUUCCACUCCAGGAUACACUAUAAACAUGAGCUACAUGUAUAUUUCAAUAAGCAACUGAAACGCAGCUUGUCUUAAAUUUUACAAUGCGACAUACACAUGACUUUAACUAUGUUGUAUUGGCACUUCCUCAGAUGCAAAAAGGUUUUCAUUCACACAGCUGUAUAUGCUUGUCAGAAAUCUUGGGAUAAGUGUAACUGUAGUCAACUCUAAUUUCUGCAUGUGUCAGGUUAAGCAAGUGAGAAGAGUGUACGAUGAAGAUGAAGUGAAGGUGGUGUGGUUAUGCCUGGCUGUCUGAGUCAGCACAGCCAUUUUGAUGCUCUGUUAUAUCUCCUCCCAGUUACUGAGCUGGUUCAAAUGUUUUACAAUAUUAAAUACAACAGCAGGAGGGAAGUUGGCAAUUGUAAGAAACAACAAAAGUUCAUUAGCAAAUCAGUUUCUCUUAAAGGGCUUCAAUUACCGGCAUUGGUCAGUAACUGGCAGAAAAAAACUCCAAAACCCAAACGAAUAAUAGCUUCCCUCUUCCGAGCAGAUUAGUGAUUUAUUGGAAGGAAAUGUCUCUCUAAAACAUUGUUUUCCUUCCUUGGGUGUUCCUUAAUACAUGUUAUUUCAUUGGCUAUAAAGACUACCCACCUCGAUUGGCUUCAGUUUGUGAUGCAGAUUUCCCUGUCUGUAACAUUAUCGCUGGUAUCCAAGUAAGUAGUGUGUUCAUCAGACCUGCAGCGCUAAUUCUUAAGAAGGAGCCAUUGUGCUCGCUCCCUAAGGAUGGAAUGUUUAUCUGAUAUUGCACUUUGCUUCCUAUCUUCAUAGUCACACUUAAGUGCACUGUUGUUGCUUCUUCUAAUGGUAAAAUAACAUUGAAUGGAUGAGAGAUGCUAAUGCAGCUUCAAAGGAAUUAAGAGCAUUUAAGAUACUGAAGUCGGUGUUUGUGCACAUGUGGGGUUUUUACCAGUUCAGAAAUGUUUGUAUUGUAGAUGUUCGUAUUCAGAGAAGUCUCCACUUUUUACAUUUCUAAUCACUUAAACCAUUCUGAGCAUUGGAUGCAAAAUGCCCCGUGAGGAUUUAUUUUUGUAUGUAAUAAGAAAAAUUAACUGAUGUGAACCACUUAAAGGAUAGCGCCCGUUUUGUCAAGGUAAAUUGGAAUUUCUCUCUUGGCUGCCUUCUUACAGAGGCAGAGGGAGUGAAUGUGUAACUGCUUAGUUCACUGCUUUGAGGUAAAAUAGAAGAAUCGCAUUUUCACAAAUAAAUGAAAAAAACGAAGGCCUCAGAUCUUCAAGUUGCCGAGUCACUAACUGACAGUGUAUGAAGUAAUCUGGCACACCAGAACCAACCUUGCUGAUGCACUGAUUAACUGGCAGUGCUAAUUCAAUGAGAAACAGGAUGCGCAUGCAGCAGCUGGAAGCUUGCCAUGACUUCUGAAAACAUUCAGUCUCCCAUCAAUCAGUCUGGCUGUCUGAAGGCUAUUUCUGUAUAUACAGUGUUGAGCAGAGGAUUGUGCUUUGUCACAGCUGGAGGCUUAGAAAAGUCUGGCAGUGGAGCGUUCCUGGGGAGGAGCGGAGGUGAGGAGGGGCUGAGGGCAAGGACUCACCUGGAUCUUUUGCGUUGUAGAGAAGACUGCUAUCACUUUGACAACUUUCAACCUUUAGAACAAAUCUUCCUUGGCUGGAAAAAAAAAACAGACCCCACCAAAAAACCAUGAGCACUGUAUAUGAGAGAACUUUAAUUUUGAAAUACGUUGAAAUAUUUAUUGCACAUCAUCCUUAUUCCAAGGAAAGGUGCUUACUUUAAUGCCUUUGUGGUAAGAUUGCAGAAGUUUGUGUGCCUUUUACUGUGUAAAGAGGAAGGCUUGGUUUGAUUUUUGACACGCUUCCCAUUUCAGCAGCAAUUUGAUGUUUUCAAUCUUAACGAAGUAGAAAUAGACACAGGUUAUAGCUCUGCUUGACUCACACUUACUGUCGUCUCUGGGAUCCGCUAAUCUCACGUAGAUCAGAAUUCUCCAGUUCCUAAAAGAAAUUGUCUCACAAAGGAAUGGUAAAAUGGUGUCAAAAUUACAACAUCUGCUGAUGUGAACUCUUUUGGUGUCAUGUAGGAUUGUGCAUUUUUUUUUUUUUUUUUUUUUGUGCAGUGUUCUUAUUUCACAGAGCUUUCUCACGCAUUGAAGUAUUAGUGUUUUUGAGAAAGAUGGCUUUUGAUACUCUCAAGUAAGGCUAAGCUUCAUCUACAUGCUGGCAAGAUGUGUAACUGUACAGGAGAAGUGAAAUAAAGAACACUGAAGUGUAAAUUUGAACAGAUGUUUCCUUUAAUUGCUACCAGCGGAUGCAGUUGUAAUUUGAAGUGAAUCAGUGUGCCUGUAUUAUAAGCACCCACGUGCUUGUUAACUUCCCUGUUAGAGUCAGGAAAACUGUGGUGUGGGGUAAAAGGGCACGGAAGGUGUUGGCUCACUGUGGGUGUGAAGCCCCCUGUGGGUGUGAACAGGGCUUCUGAAAUGAUUUGAUGUGUACACCUUUCACCUAAACAUCAGCAACAAAAAGCAGCCAGCCCAAAUUCUUGCAUUACCUCUGGGUUUAGGUUGUGGCUCUACAUUCUCUUUGAGCGUUUGCCUUGAUUACAUUCUCAUCUAGGGGCUGACCUCUUUUUAAUACAGCAUCUCAUGACAAAGAAGAUACAAAUUACUUGAACAUUUUACUGUGGCUUAGUAGGUGUAACCUAAACAAGAGAUGACUACUGAAAGUACAGGCCCAGUGCAACAACCCCACCACCCAACAACAGCAAAAAAACAAACAAAAACCCAAACGGGAAACCCCAGGAGAGCGCAUCAAUUUUGGAGGCAAAUGCAAGAGCUUUACUACUCAAAAUGCCUUAGUUAGUGAGGUUGGGUUUUGUUUUAAUAUUUCUGUUUCUCUGAGAAUUACUUGAAUUUCAGUGAAGGGAAAAGAAACAACACUUUCUCAGUUGGAAUAACAUGAAUGUGUUUGGGAUGUCCUCAGCAUUACGGACAAAGUGACAUAUAGUUGUGGCUACAAUAUACGCACCGUGAAGUAGGUUUGGUCUCCAGCACAACAGGCCAGCAGCUUCACAAAGGUGCAGUGCCGCCAGGCUGUAUGCUAAUGGUCCUGUACAUGUGCAGCGGGCACCGUUUCCAAAGGCAAAUCUUUCAUUUAAAGUCUUUGAAGAAGUAGAGCCCAUUAUUGCUGUCACGAGGUUAGCAGAGCUCAUUGCUGUCCCUCAGUUUCCUGUGGAAGUAUCAGUUAGCGCAA
Molecule: messenger RNA, 7533 nt
Organism: Coturnix japonica (Japanese quail)
Lineage: Eukaryota; Metazoa; Chordata; Aves; Galliformes; Phasianidae
Gene: VCPIP1
Product: valosin containing protein interacting protein 1
Biological process (GO): protein ubiquitination; Golgi reassembly; endoplasmic reticulum membrane fusion
Molecular function (GO): cysteine-type deubiquitinase activity
Source: RefSeq, a predicted model, not a curated record